AUGCGGUUACCGAGCGUCAUACGUCUUCCUUCCUUUGGCCAUAGCAAGAGAAAGCCAAAAGACGAGCGUACCAGGAAUGUCCCACCCGAGACCACUUCCGAGACGUCGCCAAAUGGUGACGAUACUGUGAAUAUCAAUGAUAACGCUACCCCUGAGAAAACUGAACGGCAAGGGGAAAAAACCCCAGAGAAAGACCUAGAGAUAAACCCACAAGCCUUUUUCGAGAAUGAGACUUGGAAGAAAACGCCACUGAAAUUAGAAUUCAGUGAUACAGUAUCGAUAGAAACAAAGAACUGGCUUGGUGAUAUCGAGAUUUCUACCGAUAGUCGUAUUGAGGGCGUUUCCGCCUACGAGUCUCCGAGUCCUACCUUCCGUCCUCUACACAGUUCCGUUUUUGACCGGUUAGACCGUCUGGAAAGAGCGGCAACCGUUCAUAUUCCGCAGACUCUAUCUUCUUCUCAGUCACUCGAGUCUUUUACGCCUCAAGAUGAGCCUGUAAUUCGCAUCAAGCCUCGACAUGGGGGAGGACGUUAUAAUAGUUUUGAUAGUCCUCAUUAUGACACCCAGAGCGAAGGUGAAAUGAAUGAGACUGAGAGAAAAAGACGGCGAAGGAGGACAUACCAUGUGAUGAAUCUCAAUGCAAAUCCGUUCUUCCAUGCUGCUGGCAAAGGGGCAAAGAUGAGAGAAUUACAGAUUAUGCAGGAUGAGAUGGGAACAUCGUAA
Messenger RNA from Paraglomus occultum, 723 nucleotides. Lineage: Eukaryota; Fungi; Glomeromycota; Glomeromycetes; Paraglomerales; Paraglomeraceae. The record is from the annotation of a GenBank genome assembly.